AAUGGCUUGGCAUUACAACUUCUCCUCCAUCUUAUUGUUUGCUUUUAUCUACUUUAUGCAUGACGACAUGAUAACUACUAUAACGGCACGUCGCCUUCUUCAGACCCCUAGUUUUUCAGCACCCGCUAAUCCUAGUUUUUCAACAUCCGCUGUCCCAAGUUUCUCGACGCCCACUACCCCUAGUUUCUCAUUGCCUGCUACCCCAAGUUUCUCCAAUUCCCCCGGUCUUUCAAAGCCUGAGAACCCUAGUUUUUCUAAACCUGAAACACCUAGUUUUUCAAAGCCAGAGAAUCCUAGUUUCUCUAAACCUCGAACACCAAGGUUCUCAAAGCCCGAGACUCCUAGUUUCUCAAAUUCCAAAAUUUCUAGUUUUACAAAUCCCGAGACCCCUAGUUUCUCAACGCCAACUACCCUAAGUUUCUCCAGUUCACCUAGUCUUUCAAAGCCUGAGGCCCCUAGUCUUGCAAAGCCUGACAUCCCUAGUUUUUCAAAACCUAAAACACCUAGUUUCUCAAAACCUGAAACACCUAGUUUCUCAAAGUCUAAGUCACCUAGCUUUUCAAAACCUGAAACCCCUACUUUCUCAAAACCAGAGAUUCCUACUUUUUCAAAGCCUGAGACUCCUAGUUUCUCAAAGCCAGAAAAUCCUAGUUUCUCAAACCCUAAGACACCUAGUUUCUCAAAUCCUGAGACACCUAGUUUUUCCAAACCUGAAAUCCCUAGUUUCUCAAAACCUGAGGCUCCUAGUUUCUCAAAGUCAGAAACUCUUAGUUUCUCAAAGCCUGAGACACCUGUCUCAAAGCUUCAGACACCUAGUUUUUUAAAACCUGAGACCCUUACUUUUUCAAAGCCCGAGACCCCUAGUUUUUCAAAACCCGAGACUCCUAGUUUCUCAAAGCCUGAGACUCCUAGUUUUUCAAAACUUGAUACCCCUAGUUCUCCAAAGCCUGAGACUCCUACUUUUUCCAAGCCUGAAACUCUUAUUUUCUCAAAGCCCAAGACUCCAAGUUUCUCUGAGCCCAAGACCCCUGGUUCACCAAAAUCUGAGAAUCCUACCUUCUCAAAGCCUGAGAACCCUAUUUUUUCAAUGACCAAGACUCCUACUUCCCCAAAGCCCGAUACCCCUACUUUAUCGAAGCCUGAGACUCCUACUUUCUUUAAGCCUAAGACUCCUACUUUAUCAAAACCUGAGAUUCCAAGUUUUUCAAAAUCCGAGACCCCUAGUUCUACAAAACCCAAGAUUUCUAGUUUUUCAAAGCCUGAGAAACCUAAUUCCCUAAAGCCAGAGACCCCUGAUUCUCAAAAGCUCGAGACCCCUAGUUUUUCAAAGCCUAAAAUCCCUAGUUUCUCAGAAUCUGAGACUCCUACUUUUUCAAAGCCCGGGACUCUGAGUUCCCCAAAGUUAGAUACUCCUACUUCUUUAAAGCCAGAAAUUCCAAGUUCUUCGAAGCCUGAGACCCCUAGUUUCACAAAGCUCGAGACCUCUAGCUUCCAAAAGCUCGAGACUCCUAGUUUCUCAAAGCCUGAGACUUCAAGCUCCGCAAAAUCUGAGACUCCCAGUUUUUCAAAACCCGAGACUCCGAGUUCCCCAAAGUCUGAGAACCCUACUUUCACAAAGCCUGAAAUGGAAAGUUCUCCAAGCCCCAAGACACAAGAUUCCCCAAAGCCUAAGACCCCUAGUUUCUCAAAGCCUGAGACACCUAGCUUUUCAAAGCCUAAGACUCCUAGUUUCUCAAAGCCUAAUACUCCAAAUUCCUCGAAGCCUAAGGCACCAAGUUCCCCAACGCCCGAGAUGUCAAGUUUCUCAAAGCCCAAGGCUCCUAGUUUAUCAAAACCUGACACUCCAAGUUCUCCAAGUCCCUCAAGUUCCCUAAAGCCUGAACCUCCUAGUUUUUCAAAGUCCGAGACUCCAAGUUCCCUGAAGCUCGAGACCCCUAGUUUCUCAAAGACCGAGACUCCUAGUUUUUCAAAGCCCGAGAUUCCAACUUCUCCUAAGCACGAGAUUCCUAGUUUCUCAAAGCCCGAGACUUCAAGUUCCCCGAAUCCCAAGACUCCUAUUUUUUCAAAACCUGAGACGCCAAGCUCCCUAAAUCUCGAGACACCAAGUUCCACAAAGUCCGAUACUCCAAGUUCCCUAAAGCCCGCGACCCCAAGCUCCCAAAAGCCCGAGACGCCAAGUUCCCCAAAGCCCGAGACACCAAGAUCUCCAAAGCCCGAGACGCCAAGUUCCGCAAAGUUCGAGAUGCUAAGCUCCCCAAAGCUCGAGACUCCAAGUUCCCCAAAGACCGAGACCCCAAGUUCCCCAAAAUCUGACACGCCAAGCUUUCCAAAGCCCGAGAUGCCAAGCUCCCCAAAGCAUGACACCUCAAGUUUCGAGACUCCAAGUUUUCCAAAAUCCGAAACUCCUAGUUCCCAAAAGCCCGACACACCAAGUUCUUCAAAUUUCGAGAUGCCAAGUUCGCCGAAGCAUGAGACCCCAAGUUCUCCAAAUUUUAAGACUCCUAGUUUCUCAGAGCCAGAUAUACCUGGUUUCUUAAAACCCAAAAAAUCUAAUUCUUCAAAGCUUGAUAUUCCAGUAGCCCCAGCAGCAGCCCCAGAAUCUGAAACUCCAACUGUUUCUUGGCCUGAAAAACCAAGUGUACCAAACCGUAAGCUACCAACUACUCCAAAAUCAGAGAUCCCAACAUUUACAAAGCCUGAAUUACCUGUUAUUUUAGGUCCUGAAAUUCCAAGUAUAUUAAAGACAGAAAUACCAAAACCUUCUAAACAAACAUUAUCAACUUCUCCCUAAGUAACUAUGGUGUUAUUCAUGUGUCAUGACUUGUGUUGGCUAGCUAACAGAGUAUUAGAUCGCAUAUAAAUGAGUUGAAAAUGGGUUAGAUGCGAAUAGAUAAUUUUUGAUUUGUCAUGUGAAUAAAAAUGAGUUGAAUGAUGGAUGAUUUUUGUAUCCACAUAUUAUUUAUUCAUAAAUUGUACAA
This is a messenger RNA of Solanum pennellii, 2978 nucleotides long. Its product is annotated as proline-rich extensin-like protein EPR1. Bases 2 to 2791 code for a protein of 929 amino acids. The record is from RefSeq and is a predicted model, not a curated record. NCBI's taxonomy places the organism in Eukaryota, Viridiplantae, Streptophyta, Magnoliopsida, Solanales, Solanaceae. The transcript has a single exon.